This is a messenger RNA of Betta splendens (Siamese fighting fish), 4372 nucleotides long. RefSeq names its product PPARG related coactivator 1 (gene pprc1). Gene Ontology annotation, cellular component: nucleus. The record is from RefSeq and is a predicted model, not a curated record. Lineage: Eukaryota; Metazoa; Chordata; Actinopteri; Anabantiformes; Osphronemidae. The coding region runs from base 120 to 4031 and encodes 1303 amino acids. The transcript is spliced from 14 exons. Gene Ontology annotation, biological process: positive regulation of transcription by RNA polymerase II. Gene Ontology annotation, molecular function: RNA binding; transcription factor binding.
ACUGCGUCAUUUUGCCGGGAAUAUUGGACCACGUGUUUCCUACCGGCGAGCUCGUUCCCUCACUGUGCGAUUCAUUACUUUUCAUUCCGAAACGAGCCGGGGUGGGGGAUACUAGCAAGAUGGCGGCGCGGUGGAGAGUAGGCGAGGAGACUUUAACUGCGUGCAAUAUGGAUUUAUUCCCCUUGGACACACUCGACGAGGCUUCUGCCCUGAACUCUGUAGAAACCCUGGAAGUCCUGCAGAGUUGCAUAGACCCCACGAUCCUUUCUAUAUUUGAAGACAUGCCAGCGAUAGAGGCUAAAGGACUGGAUGAUGAUGAGAGCGAAGCCACGCUGCUAACCGCCCUGACGGAGAUCCUUGACAACGUGGAUGAUGAGAACUUGUCCCCGUUCGACACCCUGCCAGACUCUGACCUGCUGUCAAAUCAGAAGGGCAGGGAACACUCCCCGCUCAGGAGAUUGCUGGGUCAAACCCGUUCCCCACCUGAAAAAGACUUGCUUUUUAGCUCAAGACCCAUAUCAACUGGAAAGACUCUUCCCAGAAUGCAGCCAGACUCUCUCCAAAGGAGUGACGGGGAAGAGGAAGAUGAGAAUUCCCUCACUCCAAGCCCAGUGAGGCACAGUUUGUCUCCUGACCACAGCCUCUUGGACUGGGAGGGCCUCAGCCUCCCGCUUCCUGUGAACUUUGAGCAGGAUACUCAGGAUGGUCUUUCAGUUAGUCUGGGGGAUUUGGUCAGGCACAUGCACCCAUACUGUAUGGCCAUUUGCAUGGAGAAUGAUGAUGCGGAACAGAUGUUGCCUGAAGGUGGCAUCUUGCUCGAGGUUGUGGACCAGGCGGAGAAUGGAGAUCCCAUCCUGGCCAUUCCAGACCUGGGUCUCCCGCUACCUCUGCCCCUUAUAGAACAGUCUACAGAAAAUGAGCAGAAUUUGGCUGAUGAAGCAACAGAGGAGGCCUCAGACAGCUCUGAGCAUAUAUUUGUAGUUGUUGAUGAUGAUGAUGUAACAGUCACUGAGCCGCUACAGAAGGCAGCCUCUGCAACACUAGAAGUGUGUUCAGAUGCAAAGGACAAGACGAUCACUAAAAAACAAAAGGAGGACAUUAAAGAGAAAUUCCCUUGUCGCAGGAGAAGGAAAAAGAAAUGUAAGGAAGAGCCACAGCCCCAACCUAUGGAAGGUAGGGUUCUUAGAAGUGGCAGAGUAAGUGGAAUGUCACAGGAGGCAGCUCGAAAGCCCCAAAAUAAGUCUGUUAAAAAAGAGAAGAAAUCUAAAGUACCAAAGGUUCCUCCUGCAGCAACUCUAACUUCUUUCUCUGAAAAACCAAAGGAAAUAAAUUUGUGCCAAGCUAAGACUCGAGCAGGAAUCACGGCGACAGCACUGUUGCCUGCCAUGCACACACAAGCACCUACGUCUGUAUUAACCAGACAGGACAAAGUUCCAGUGAACAGUGGCCUGGCGAAAAGUCGGUCAGUCUGUUCACCCCCAACACAGAACUCCCAGAAGGCCGUUGAAGUAGAGAAACGGCCGGCUCCAGCCUCUGAGAAGCUGGAGGCCCCGUCAGUGGCUCCCCUGGCUGUGCUGCCCCCACCGUCUUCAGAAAGCCCUGCAGCUGCUGCUGCUCCUAGUCCCGUAACGCCCCACAUGGCUCCACCUGUUAAUGAGGCCCUUCUUCCUGUGGCCCCAGCGGCCCCAGAACCAAAGCCCAAGUCGCUCAGUUUAGCAGAAUACCGGCGGCUCCGGCAGCAAAAAAAGCCUGCUCCGAUGGGAAACCAAGAUGGCAACAGCACCAAAUGGCCCAGCCUGCAGGAGCUUCCCAAAGAGCUUCCCCCAAUCCCCUGCCUGCCCGACCCCACCACCAAGGAUCGACGACCCGUCACAACAAAGGAGGUGGUUGAGAUCAAGCCUGCUUGGCAGCCAAGGGGACCUGCUGCACCACCGACGCCCGAGGCACUUCUGGCCCCGCCGGCCUACAUGGUUUCCUCAUCUAGCAAAGUUUCAGCUGCUACUACUGUUCCCAAACCUCAGCAAACGCCUUCUCCCAUUCAGAAGCCCCCAGUUCCUGCCCCCAGUGCAGCGGAAAAACUGUCUACACUGCAAACCGCCACUGUGCAGCCUGCAGUAACUACUGUGCCUCAGAGCUCCGCGUCUCUAGAAGUCGGUCAGCCCAACUCGUCCCCUGUGCUUUCUACUGGCAAUGGUGCAUAUCCCAAGUCUGCAGAACUCCCAAAGUCCUGUCCUCAAACCACUACAGAGGUGAUCAAACCAACUGCUGCUAAGGUGUCUGUUCCCAGUGUCCCACAGAACACCACUGUUUCCAUGAGGGUGCCUGAAGCCACUACUGCUACCUCAUUAAAUAAACCCAGCAGGUCCUCAAAAGUUACAGUCAGUGUUAACUCUUCUUCAGCCUCUCGUCAUUCUGAACCCCAGAGUCUGAAGGUACGACCUGUUGCGCUUGAAACUAAAGGGAACUGCACUACUUCGCCGAAAAGGACAAAGAGCCCCACACAGGAGCUGAUCGAGUCCUUCACCACAGAGAUGGGUAUUGAAGCAUCUGAUCUGACCAGCCUUCUGGAACAGUUUGAGGAAACACAAGCCAAAGAGGAGCAUUGUGUGCCGGAGGUCUCUGGUAGAGCAGCAGCUGUAGGAAACUCGAGUGUUGAGUUGGCUCCUGAGAACACGAUUGUGGAGCGUGUGAAAGCUAACCAUGUCUCAAGCACUGCAGCUUUGACUCCUCCAGCCACUCCUCCCCACCAGAUGUGGAAACCUCUGGCCCCGGUGGCUCUACUAGGAAAGGGCAAGGCCACCGAGACCACCAAGUUGAGCUCUUCCAAGGCAAUCCAGAUUGAACCCCGGCCGCUGCCCUCGGUCCGGUCCCGCAGCCAACCCACUCCUGCUGUCGCUACCAUAGCGCCCCACUUGGCGUGCAUGGACCAUGACUACUGCCUCCCCAACAGAGGCGCUUCUGAUGGAGAGCAAGGGAAGCGUUGGAAUGUCAAACAGCAGGCGUUUAUCACGAUUAAGCCAAUUAAACAACAAACGGCAGCCACUACACAGACUCCACCUGCCAAGGCACAACCUGCAAUUACACCUAAAGUGAAACAUUUUCCAUCGACGAAGCCUCUGGAACACAGAACUGAUGGCAUAGAAAGAAAUUCCGUUCUGGAAACUCCUGAUGCUUCUCCUGCUCGACAGGACAGUGAUUUCAAUGUUAAAGAGAGUCCAAGGAGAAGGUCCUACCGUCGACAUACUUCACAGGCACCCAGCCUCAGAUCUGGAGCUCGGUCUAGAAAAAGAUCCCAUCGAUCUUCCAGUCCUGUGUCCAGCGAUUCAGAGUCAGACUCUCAUUCCUUGAGAUCACGCUCACCACCUAAGAAAAGGUAUCGUUCUCGUAUCUCUGAGAGCAGUUCCAGCUCCUCAUCCCGUUCUUCGUCCCGUUCCUCUCCCUCUGUGUCCCGCUCUCCGCCCAGGAGGAGGAGGUACUCCUACUCUUCCUCUCGUUCUGGCUCGUGGAGUCGCUCCAGGUCACGAUCUCGAUCCCCUGAUAGACGAGCACAGUGGAGUGGAAGCAGAAGAAUGCACAGUCCCUCAUACAGUCCUGGAUACGGUCACGGUUUAAAGAUAGAUAGUGAGGAGAUGAGAAGGCGCAAAGAGAAAGCCAUUGAGGAGCGCAGAGUUGUUUAUGUUGGUCGAAUUCGAGGUUCAAUGACCCAGAAAGAGCUCAGGGAGCGUUUCUCUUUAUUUGGUGAGAUUGAAGACUGCACCCUGCACUUUAGAGACCAAGGGGACAACUAUGGGUUUGUGACCUAUUACAACACCCACAACGCUUUCACUGCUAUUGAAAAUGGAAGCAAGCUGCGCAAACCUGAUGAGCUGCCAUUUGAUCUUUGUUUUGGUGGGAGAAGACAGUUCUGCAAGACCAACUAUUCUGACUUGGAUUCAAGCAGAGAGUAUGAUCCAUUUCCUGCAAAAAGGAAGUUUAAUGCACUAGACUUCGACACUUUAUUGAAGCAGGCACAGCAGAAAAUGAAGAGGUAACAAGAGGCCUGCUACAGAAGAAGCUGACACUUACCUCAGGGCCAAGGACCGGCUCCAACUGCAACACUGUCUUUAUGUUUUGUUGCAUUAGUUUCUGUUUGUUUUGUUUCUGCAAGCUAACACCUUCUAUUGAAGUGGAAAUUUGUAAAGAAAGUAGUAAAAGAAGUUUAAAAAAAAGAAAUAAGUGAAAUUAAAUUUUUUUAAAGUUUAUUUAAAUGUAAAAUCAAAUUUAAAUGGUAUGGAGUCUUUUUAAUAGGAUAAAGAAGUGAAAUGGAGUUAUUGGGAGGGAAUGUAAUACAUGUUAAUGUACUACAAACCUAAAUAAAACCCAACUAAAUGUG